AGGAGAGGAAUGGACGGCUGUGAUGAGUUGUGCGUGCAUCCAGGCAUAGAUGGUCUUGCCUUGCAUUUUCCCCACGAGAGCCCACGAAGGCAGUGGUUUGGCGCGCGCGGCGGCGACGGGCACGCUCCCUCCCUUCCCCGUCCCUCGCCCCCUAAACGGAAUCUAACCGCCGCCCGCCACCUUCGCGCGCGAAAUCUCCCCCAUCCCUUCGCGCCGCCGCCGCCGACCACCAGCCAUCCCGGCGACAAGGCUCUAUCCGGCUGUUCCGCCAAGAACCCAAUUUUCUCGGCGCAAGAGACGCCGGGGGGAAGGCAGGGCCCCAUUCCGGCGCGGCGGGACCAAUGGGCUCCGGCGAAUAGCUCGAGCACCUCGAGCUCGCCGGGACCACCGAGGCGGCGUCUGUUCUUCCCGGCGUGAUGACAGGCAGGGGAAUAAGUAACCGAUCCCCAAGCUAAAGCUAACAUUUUCCGUGCCUGGCUGUUUAUCUGCGGCUCUCUCGUCCGGCUCUUUCUUCCUUUCUCCGCAUUGGGAAUUUGGGCGUGUCGGCCAGCGACGGUGGGUAGGGAACUGGCGCCUUGCUGCCGGGCCGCUAUUUCCCGAGAGGAGGCGCUCCCGCUGCCAUGGGUGUGCGGCAGGGGCUUCAUCACGGCUCGGGACUCCAGCUGCUGUUUUCCUUCCUCAUGCUGCUCCAGGCACAGGCCGACCGGGGCGCGGCUUCGAUCAACGGUGAAGGACUGGCGUUGCUGGAACUGAAGGCGAGAGUGGAGGCUGAUCCCCAUGGAGCUUUCCAGGAUUGGGAUCCCAUGGACAACAGCCCGUGCAGCUGGUCAGGCGUGCGAUGCUUAGACGGUAAAGUAGAGAUUCUAAACCUAACAGGUCGAGAAUUGGCUGGGACUCUUGCUCCUGAAAUUGGAAGCCUUCGACGCCUGAAAUCACUUCUACUUCCAAAGAACAACUUCCGUGGGUGGAUUCCCAGAGAAUUCGUAGGGUUAUCUGCUCUAGAAGUACUAGAUUUGAGCAGCAACAACUUGGAUGGAACAAUUCCAGAGGAACUAAGGGCAAUGCCACUUCUCAAACAACUAUCACUUCAUGAUAACCAGUUCCAAGAAGGUGUCUCUUCUUUCACCAUCCAAGAGAUAGUUGAUGACCAGUCAGGAUGCUUGAGCAGAAAACUAGGAUGCUGGUCAGACUUUAAGGAUUGGAUAUCUCUCAGUGGCGUCCGAGAGAAAUAUUACACCAAUGUACCAAGUUUCAGUGAGGCACACAUCAUGCAGAAUUUGCAGUCCUUUGCAAGUGCCAUGCGCCGCAGGAUUCUCAGUGAAGCUGACAACCUGCCUGCUCUUUUGGGGAAUGAUGCUAAAUCUUCUGUUCCAGAAAAUACAAAAGAAAUUCAAAGACCUCCUGAUGUGCUUUCUCUAGGAAGCGGUUCAUUCCCUGCAUUUCCCAAGAUAUAUGGCGAAGCUCUGACACCUUUGGUUCCCGAAGCAAUUGAUGCUGCCGCAUUGCAGCAGCUGUCUACAGAAGUGGCCAAGUCCACUGAUGUUGAGAUGUCUGAUACGAAAUACAGCAAGUGGGCAUAUCUGAUCACAAUUCCAGCUGCAAUAUUGCUAAUUAGUAUGCUAGUUUUGAUACUUUUGGUUUGGCGGAAGCGAGGUCGUACACCAAUAGCCCCUUGGAGAACAGGACUAAGUGGCCCUAUUCAGAAGGCACUUGUAACAGGUGUUUCAAAACUGAACAGAGUUGAGCUUGAAGCUGCUUGUGAGGAUUUCAGCAAUAUCAUCAAUACUUAUCCAUCCUGCACUGUAUUCAAGGGGAUAUUAUCAGGUGGAAAUGAGAUCGGUGUUGUCUCCACUGUCAUAUCAUCGAGCAAAGACUGGUCUAGGAGUGCAGAAACGUGCUUCAAGAAAAAGAUAGAUACCAUCUCAAGAGUUAACCACAAGAACUUUGUCAAUCUCCUCGGCUAUUGCCUAGAAAAUGAGCCUUUCAUGAGAAUGAUGGUGUUUGAGUUUGCUCCACAGGGCAAUCUCUCACAGCAUCUUCACCUCAAAGAAUUUGAGGAUCUGGACUGGGCUGCGAGGAUGAGAAUCAUCAUGGGCAUUGCGUACUGCCUCGAAUAUAUGCACCACGAGUUAAAUCCUCCCAUUGCAAUACACGAUGUGCGGUCCGACUCAAUCUUCAUUUCAGAUGAUUUUGCUGCCAAGCUGGCAGAUGUUAGUAUGUGGAGCGAAUUCGCCGCCAAAGCAAAGGCUGGGAAGGAGGAUGGCAGCAGUCGCUCUGAAGCUCCUCCGGAUCUCCCGAGCAACGUCUACUGCUUCGGCGCGCUUAUGAUCGAGGUCAUAUCUGGGAGGGUUCCUGAAUCCGAUGAUCACAAACCUAUGUGCAGCUGGGCUUCUGAAUAUCUGAAAGACAAGAACUACAGCAAGCUCGUCGACGAGUCGGUGAAGGAGCGCAAAAGCAACGAGCUGGAGGCCGUCUGCGAGGUGAUCGAGGAGUGCAUCGACCCCGACCCGACGCGGCGGCCGACGAUGAGAGACGUCGUGGACAAACUGCGAACUGCUCUUGGCAUCUCGCCUGAGUCAGCGGCGCCGCGGCUGUCGCCGCUCUGGUGGGCGGAGCUGGAGCUACUGUCGGUGAAGUCAACUUAG
Messenger RNA from Panicum hallii, 2645 nucleotides. RefSeq names its product protein MALE DISCOVERER 2-like. Gene Ontology annotation, molecular function: ATP binding; protein kinase activity; protein binding. Gene Ontology annotation, biological process: protein phosphorylation. The record is from RefSeq and is a predicted model, not a curated record. The transcript has 12 exons. Bases 621 to 2645 code for a protein of 674 amino acids. Lineage: Eukaryota; Viridiplantae; Streptophyta; Magnoliopsida; Poales; Poaceae.